Messenger RNA from Vicia villosa (hairy vetch), 1110 nucleotides. RefSeq lists its product as uncharacterized. The record is from RefSeq and is a predicted model, not a curated record. Gene Ontology annotation, molecular function: iron ion binding; protein binding. The coding region runs from base 127 to 942 and encodes 271 amino acids. NCBI's taxonomy places the organism in Eukaryota, Viridiplantae, Streptophyta, Magnoliopsida, Fabales, Fabaceae. The transcript is spliced from 6 exons.
GUGUCUUCAAAUCCAUCCACCACCAGACAAAUAUUAUCUUUUUUCCAAAAUAAAAAUAAAAUUAUUCUCUCUUCCAACACCAACUCAACCAAGCUUGUGUCUACCACACCACAGGAAGAAGAAACCAUGUCAUCUAUGAUUGCAGGUACCUCAUCUUCAUGUUCUGCCACCUUCGCCACAAUCAAAAACUCUCAUCUCACACCUUCCAAGGCACUCACUCCUCCAUGCUUGAAAUCUUCUUUGCUAGGACUCUCACUUCAUGAAGCCAAAAGAGGUGUUUCAGGAUCUUUCUUAAGUGAGAACAGAAAUGGCUCUUCCUCCAUUGCUAGAAGGAGACUUGAGAUAACUGCAAAAACUGCUGGAGCUUCUAAAACUAUUGAGGCUGAAGUUGAUAAGCCACUUGGUCUCACUUUAGGCCAAAAGAAUGGUGGUGGUGUUGUCAUAACUGCUGUCGAGGGUGGGGGGAAUGCAGCAAGAGCAGGGUUAAAGUCAGGGGAUCAAGUUCUUUAUACCAGCAGUUUCUUUGGAGAUGAAUUAUGGCCAGCAGAUAAGCUUGGAUUCACUAAAACUGCAAUCCAAGCUAAGCCUGAUUCUGUCUACUUUGUUGUCAGCAGAGGUGGUGCUGAUGUAGAUGUUAAAAGGCUUCCGAAGCGUCCUGCUCCUCCUCGCUUCGGGAGAAAAUUGACAGAAUCUCAAAAGGCUAGAGCUACUCACAUUUGCCUUGACUGUGGAUACAUAUACUUCUUACCAAAAUCCUUUGAUGACCAGCCGGACGCAUAUAGUUGUCCACAAUGUCAAGCACCGAAAAAGAGGUUUGCUCCAUAUGAUGUUAACACUGGAAGAGCUAUUGGUGGUGGAGGGUUGCCUCCAAUUGGAGUUAUUAUUGGACUUGUGGCUGGUUUAGGUGGUGUUGGAGCUUUGCUUGUUUUUGGUCUUCAGUGAUAAUAUUAUUAUACAUUUUAGUGAAAACUGAAGUUUGUACUUACAAACUCAUUUAUUGUAUAUGUGCUGAGUUGAAGAUUUAUGUAUGAGAUUGAGCAUGUUCUGCAAAAUGAAUUUCAAACUAGUAGCAAUUUGUAGAGCUAAAUGUGAUGAUUAUUUAUUUGAUAA